Molecule: messenger RNA, 1677 nt
Organism: Colletotrichum karsti
Lineage: Eukaryota; Fungi; Ascomycota; Sordariomycetes; Glomerellales; Glomerellaceae
Product: arylsulfatase
Exons: 6
Coding region: 1-1677 (558 amino acids)
Molecular function (GO): arylsulfatase activity
Source: RefSeq, a predicted model, not a curated record
AUGUCAAACAAGCGGCCGAAUUUCUUGGUUAUCGUGGCCGAUGACCUCGGUUUCUCUGAUGUCGGUCCCUACGGCGGCGAAAUCCACACACCUGUGCUUGAGAAACUGGCGAAGGACGGCAUUCGCAUGACCAAUUUUCAUACUGCUUCAGCAUGCUCACCUACUCGAUCCAUGCUAUUCUCCGGAACAGACAAUCACAUCGCAGGGCUUGGUCAGAUGGCUGAACACAUGUCACGUUUUGGAGACUUCUUUAAGAAUAAGCCCGGUUACGAGGGUUAUUUGAACUGGAGAGUUGCUGCUCUGUCAGAGAUUCUCCAAGACAACGGGUAUUUGACUAUCAUGUCAGGAAAAUGGCAUCUCGGUUUAUCGAAGGAAUUGGCACCAUGCAGUCGCGGCUUCACGAAAAGCUUUUCUUUCUUACCAGGAUCCGGAAAUCAUCACGCCUAUGAGCCUCAGCUCGAUGAUGAUGAAUUUCAGAUCCCAUGUCUCAACACGGAGGGGCACUGGAUGGAUGGUGACAAGUUCAUCAAUCACAGGACUGAAUUACCGGAGGACUUUUACUCAACUCGUUAUUUCACUGACCGAAUGAUCAAGUUCUUAGAAGAGCGAGAUGACAAGGAGAAGGAAGAGCCUUUCUUUGCUUACCUGCCCUUCACUGCCCCUCACUGGCCGCUGCAAGCGCCGAGAGAGGUUGUCGAGAAAUAUGCUGGGAAAUAUGACGACGGUCCAGAUGCUCUGACCCAGCGUCGGUUGCAACGACUUGUAGAGCUUGGCCUCGUUGAUAAAGGUAUCGAGCAUGCUCCUCCCACGGGGGUCCUCGGCAAAGAGUGGAACGACUUGACGGACUCUGAACGAAAGGAGUCGGCAAGGAAGAUGGAAGUCUUCGCUGCCAUGGUUGAACUGAUCGACGAGAACAUCGGUCGGGUGAUUGAAUACCUCAAGUCAACCGGCGAGCUGGACAAUACUUUCGUUCUCUUCAUGUCCGACAACGGCGCUGAAGGGGCUGCCCUAGAAGCGAUUCCUAUGAUGGGCGGGGAGACGACAUUUGCGGGUGUAAUACAGAAAUAUUACGACAACAGCCUGAACAAUGUUGGAGAGAAGUCUUCAUUCGCUUGGUAUGGAGCUCGAUGGGCUUGUGCAGCGACGGCACCAUCUAGAGGAUCCAAGUGCUGGAUUACUGAGGGUGGGAUUCGGUGUCCAUGUCUCAUCAGAUAUCCCCCUUUUCAGGCGAAACAGGAGGCCAUUACGCACCGCUUCACGACGGUUAUGGACAUCCUACCCACAAUCCUCGAAAUGGCACAAAUCCAACAUCCCGGUACCUCGUUCAGAGGGCGCGAGGUAGUGGUUCCCCGUGGGAAAUCCUGGGUCUUCCACCUCUCGUCCUCGGACUACUCCGCAGUCGACUCAACCGUGCACGGAGAAGACGUGCAUGUCCAUGGCUGGGAACUUUUUGGUCUUCGGGCCAUCCGCGAAGGAAAGUGGAAGGCUGUCUGGCUCAACAAACCCAGGGGAAAAGACGACUGGGAACUGUAUGAUGUGGAGAAGGACCCGGCCGAGAUGAACGACGUGUCAGAAAAAGAGCCCGAAGUGAUGCGAAGGCUCGUCAAUCACUGGGAACGAUACUAUGCCGAGACAGGGAUGACCCAGACACCAGAGUUCCCCAUUACCAAGGCUUAG